Molecule: messenger RNA, 969 nt
Organism: Scedosporium apiospermum
Lineage: Eukaryota; Fungi; Ascomycota; Sordariomycetes; Microascales; Microascaceae
Product: putative quinone oxidoreductase
Exons: 3
Coding region: 1-969 (322 amino acids)
Biological process (GO): cellular response to oxidative stress
Cellular component (GO): cytoplasm
Molecular function (GO): quinone reductase (NADPH) activity
Source: RefSeq, a predicted model, not a curated record
AUGCCGAUCCCGUCGACCCAAAAGGCCGUAGUGGUCGAACAAGUCGGGGGCCCAGAGGUCCUCCAAUACCGCACCGACUACCCCGUUCCCACCCCAGGAGAGGGCCAGGUUCUGGUGAAGAACACCCUAUCUGGUAUCAAUUUCAUCGACACUUAUUUCCGUACUGGUUUGUACCCUUCGCCUAAGCCGGAAGUCCUCGGCCGCGCGGGCACGGGUGUCAUUGUAGCACUCGGCCCCAACUCAGAGAAGCACGAUUUCAAGGUCGGUGAUAGGGUUGUGUGGCUGGGAAAUGCAGCAGCACCCGUGGCUCAGAUGAUGAAACUGCCUGAUGGCCUCUCCGACGUGGACGCCGUGGGCAGUUACCUGAGCGGUUUGACGGCGCUCGCACUUACUGAAGAGGCCUACCGGGUUGGACCUGGAGAUUGCGUCCUCCUUCAUGCGGCUGCCGGCAGCACAGGGAUCCUGAUGACGCAAAUUCUCAAGACUCUAGGGGCCAAAGUCAUCGGAACAGCCGGAGGCCCAGAGAAAGUGGCCUUCGUCAAGAGCCUCGGGGCAGGCCAUGUCAUCGAUUAUCGUAGCGAGGCCGGCAAAAACUGGGUGGACGAGGUGAAGCGCCUUACCAAUCAGGAGGGAGUUGGUGUGUUUUACGACUCCGUCGGGAAGGAGACUUGGGAGGGGGAUCGGGAAGUUGCAAAGAGGAAGGGCACGAUUGUGUGGUUCGGCAAUGCUAGCGGUCCAGUGCCGCCUCUCCCGUUGAAUCUACUCUCCGCAAAAUGCCUCAAGGUUGCCCGGCCGACUCUUUUCGGAUACAUUGCCACACGUGAGGAGUUUCAGCAUUAUGCUGACGAACUCUUCCGUCUGUUGCUAUCCGGAAAGCUAAAAGUCAAGGUCCACGGGGUCUACAAGCUUGAAGAAGUACAGCGAGCCCACAAGACACUAGAGGUGAGGGCUGAAAUGGAAACCUUCUAG